AUGGCGGCCAGAGUUAUUGUUACGAUUGAGAACCCUCAUAACAUAAUUGUUCAGUCUGCUAGGCCCUAUGGUCAGAGAGUUGUCUUAAAGUUUGCCCAAUAUACUGGUGCUCAUGCAAUUGCUAGUCACCAUACUCCUGGAACAUUUACUAAUCAGCUUCAGACUUCAUUCAGUGAGCCUCGUCUCCUCAUCCUUACAAAUCCACAAACUGAUCACCAGCCUAUUAAAGAAGCUGCUCUUAGGAACAUUCCCACCAUUGCCUUUUGUGAUACUGAUUCCCCAAUGGGGUAUGUUGAUAUUGGCAUACCUGCUAAUAACAAGGGGAAGCACAGCAUUGGCUGUCUGUUCUGGCUAUUGGUGAAGAUGGUUCUCUGUUCUGGCUAUUGGCGAGGAUGGUUCUGCAGAUGCGCAACACAAUUCCUCAAGGGCAUAAGUGGGAUGUUAUGGUUUGGCAUUUACUUGGCCAAGAUGUGGAAAGUAUAUAGAGGCCUCUUUCAAGUUUAUGAACAUGAAUUUCUGUUGUAA
Cornus florida is the source of this 525-nucleotide messenger RNA. RefSeq names its product small ribosomal subunit protein uS2-like. The record is from RefSeq and is a predicted model, not a curated record. The coding region runs from base 1 to 525 and encodes 174 amino acids. NCBI's taxonomy places the organism in Eukaryota, Viridiplantae, Streptophyta, Magnoliopsida, Cornales, Cornaceae. The transcript is spliced from 3 exons. Gene Ontology annotation, molecular function: structural constituent of ribosome. Gene Ontology annotation, biological process: ribosomal small subunit assembly; cytoplasmic translation. Gene Ontology annotation, cellular component: 90S preribosome; cytosolic small ribosomal subunit; ribosome.